CGCCAUCUUCCUCUGUCUGUCUGUCUGCCAGCCCGGGCGGCCCUUUGUCCUCCUGCAGCGCUGCUGGGCGAGUCCAGGCCGGGCGACGGAGUCAGACUACCCCCAAUAAAGUCCACUGUCAUGUUGGAAAGGAUGCGAAGGGACGGAUUGGUCAGGCCACCGUUGCUUUGCAGGAAGGGUUUGGGGAAAGCUGUUUUGGGGAAUGGAGCCCAGGCAUUAGUCCCAUUCUGGGCCAUCUUCAGGGGAGCAAGUCUUUGCUGGGUUAGAAGAGCACACACGUCAGGCCAUGAUGCGAAGAGACUUCCCUGGGCUGCUUGGAGCCCAGUCACCACUCAUGCAGCAGCUGCCACUUCCGCCACAAGACAAGGACUCCAGCAGCAGCAGUAGCAGCAGCAGCAGCAACAGUGAUAGCGAGGGGGAUGAGACAACACAAGAUGAGGUCUCCUCCCAUGCUUCUGAGGAGGACGGAGCAUCAGCGACAGUGAAAAAGGAACUGGAACUUACUGAGCAGCUGGGCUGCAGCAAGCAGGUCGCUCGAGGCCAUGAGAUGGGUUUAAAUGCCAGCCCAGAUACCCUGAUGGGACUCUCCCGUUGUCCCCUCUGCCAGCUAGAGUGUGGAAGCAGGGAGCAGCUUGUCACUCAUGUCUAUCAGGGAAGGCCUUGCGGGUCUCUCUCCUUUUUCCCUAACAGAAGAGGGAGCUCUUCCGUGGCUUGGCCUUGGCUGCCAGCCCUCAUAGGGACAGCUGAGAGGGGGACAGGGCGGCGGAGCCCUUGCCUCACAGCCCGGCCUCGUUUGCAGCAUACGGCAGCUGUGGUCAGUGCCAAGAGCUACCUGUGUCCCGUCUGUGGCCGAGCACUCAGCUCCCCGGGCUCCUUGGGCAGGCACCUCCUCAUCCACUCCGAGGACCAACUGUCCAACUGUGCGGUGUGUGGGGCUCGCUUCACCAGCCAUGCUACUUUCAACAGUGAGAAGGUGUCAGAGGUGCUGUGUGGAGAUGCCCUGCCCAUUCCCCUCCCUGAGGCUUCUUCUGGUGCUGAGGAAAAAGCCGGUGGUGGUGCUGCUGCUGCUGUCAGCCCCACAGUGUAUCCUGCUGGCAUCCUCCUGGUGUGCAACAGCUGCGUGGCCUACCGCAAGCUUCUGGAAGCUCAAGCUCCAGGGGUUCGCAAGUGGGCCUUGCGAAGGCAGAACGAGCCCCUGGAGGUGCGGCUGCAGCGCCUGGAGCGAGAGCGCACAGCUAAGAAGAGCCGUCGAGACAACGAGACGCCGGAGGAGCGGGAGGUGAGGCGCAUGAGGGAUCGAGAGGCCAAGCGGCUGCAGCGUAUGCAGGAGACGGACGAGCAGCGUGCGCGCCGCCUGCAGCGGGACCGUGAAGCGAUGCGCCUCAAGCGGGCCAACGAGACCCCUGAGAAGCGGCAGGCUCGGCUCAUCCGGGAGCGUGAAGCCAAGAGGCUAAAGCGGCGGCUGGAGAAAAUGGACAUGAUGCUGCGGGCACAGUUUGGCCAGGACCCCUCGGCCAUGGCUGCAUUGGCAGCCGAGAUGAACUUCUUCCCACUGCCAGUGGGUGGGCUAGAGCUUGAGGGGCAGCUGCUUGGUAAAAUGGCCUUUGAGGAGCCGAGUCCCAGUGCCCUGCACUGAGGAGGGUAAAAAGGAGGACCUGCUCUUGUCUGCUGAGGCCCCACUUGCUCCGCCAGUGAAGCAUGGAACUGGAGUGUGACAACGGUCUGAGAGGGGCAGGGAGGGAGGAAGGGGUGGGCGCACUGGCUGUGAUCAGAAAUAAAUUAAUUGUACAUGUCCUCA
Molecule: messenger RNA, 1798 nt
Organism: Podarcis muralis (Common wall lizard)
Lineage: Eukaryota; Metazoa; Chordata; Lepidosauria; Squamata; Lacertidae
Source: RefSeq, a predicted model, not a curated record